This is a messenger RNA of Passer domesticus (house sparrow), 10869 nucleotides long. It is a transcript of the gene FAM13A, whose product is annotated as family with sequence similarity 13 member A. Gene Ontology annotation, biological process: signal transduction. The coding region runs from base 642 to 3584 and encodes 980 amino acids. NCBI's taxonomy places the organism in Eukaryota, Metazoa, Chordata, Aves, Passeriformes, Passeridae. The record is from RefSeq and is a predicted model, not a curated record. The transcript is spliced from 23 exons.
UCCAUGUGUACAGUUUCUACUACCAGUUUGUUAAUGAAACACGGUAGGUAUAAGUUUAUCUUUAAGCACCAUGCCAGUGGUGGGCUUUCACUGUGGUAGCAGUGGCUCCCAGUUCCUGCGGUGUGAUUGCAACUGUGGUGGGUGAUGCUGCUGCUCUGCCUUGAAUUGUCUUCCCAAAUGUGCAAUCCUGUAGGCUGAUUAAGAUUUCUGAGUAUUAUCAAUCCCAUAACUUAAUCAUGUAUUGUUUUAUUCCCUUGGGUUUUAACUAUCUUCCCAUGGUUUCUCUGUCAUUGCAACUGAAAACCUGUGAUAAUGUUGUGCCUCCAGAAGAACCUAUGGGAUUAAGGGUUUAUUGUGCAGUGGGUUUUCCAACCCCCUUGUUAUGUGUGAUUAGAUUACAUAGUCCCUUUCUAACCUUAAAACCUCAGUAAUUAAAUUUCAGACUUAGCAGAUACUAAACAUAACAGAAGAUCUUUCAUAAGGAUCCAUCUCACCUGAGAGUGGCCAAAAUGAAUCCCUAGGAAACAGUAUUUGGAAGAAGAGUGUACUGAACCUUCUCCAGAGUGCUGUCCUGACACACAUCCUGGAGCCAGGCUGAGCUACUGGUGCAAAGCAAAUCGGCUGUGAGAUUGAAGGAGGACAUGAAAAAGAUAGCUGUGUCUCCACUGAGCAAGCAGAGGGACACAACCUGUCCAAAGGUGUUUGGUGUCAGUCUUCUGGAGCUCCAGCAGCAGGGACUGAGCAAAAAUGGAAUCCCAAUAGUUGUGUGGAAUAUAGUGGAGUACCUCACCCAGCAUGGUAUGACACAGGAAGGUCUCUUCAGAGUGAACGGCAGCAUGAAAAUGGUGGAGCAGCUGCGUCUGCAGUACGAGCGUGGGGAAGAGGUGGAGCUCGUUAAAGAUGGUGAUGUGUACUCAGCAGCCAGUCUGCUGAAACUGUUUUUGAGGGAGUUGCCAGAUGGAGUUAUCACAUCUGCCUUACGUCCCAGGUUCAUUCAGCUUUACCAGGACUCUAGAAAUGACAUGCAGAAGGAAAGUUACUUGAAAGAACUCCUUAAAGAACUGCCUGAUAUUCAUUACUGCUUGCUGAAGUACCUGUGCCAGUUCCUGGUAAAGGUUGCUGAACAUCACGUGGAGAACAAGAUGAAUCUUUGCAAUCUUGCCACUGUCUUUGGACCCAACUGCUUUCACGUGCCCUCUGGAUUUGAAGGGAUGAAGGAACUGGAGAUCUGCAACAAGAUAAUGACAAAAAUGCUGGAAAGUUACAAUACCUUGUUUGAAUUAGAAGGCUUGAAGAAGGAUGAAGAAAAGCCUGUAUGUGAAGAGCUAGCAAAAAUAAUUUUGGUAAAAAUGACCAAACCCCAAACAGAACGAUCCAGCCACAUGUGCCUACUGCCACAACCAGGCCAGUCAGAUGGAAUACCUCAAGUCAGCCUCCCAGUAACAGACAGUGGGAAGGAGAUGGACUUAGCAGAUGAAGUCUCCUUUGUUAACAAUGAUGUGUUUUUCUCCAGCUCCCAAGAAGAUGAGCGGCCUAUGUCACCCUUCUACGUGAGUACCCACGUAUCACAAGUCAGUAGCAACGUUCCUGCUACAGGAGAGUAUUUAGAGAAGACAAUCCGCUCAGCCGUGGAGCAGCAUCUCUUUGAUGUUCAUGGCUCAGGCGGCCAGAGUUCAGAGGACUCUGAAUCCGGGACGUCUUCAGUCUCUUCUAAUGUGUCUGCCAGGCAGAGGAGGCGACACCACAAAGAGCAGGAGGAAGCCCGGAGAAACAGAGACAUGGAAGUUGUCAACAAGGAGAACAUUCCCUCUGGAUUCAGCAGUCUUGAAGAUUGUAUUCUAGCUGCUCAAGAUGUAGAAAAAUUACAAGACACCAGCUCUGGAUACCUUAGUGAAAGGAAUAAAUCAAAACGGCAGAAAUCCAGCACCAAGCUCUCAGAGCUUAAUGACAACCAGGACAAUCCUGUGAGUGUGGAAAGCUUUAGCUCAUCCAAGCCUAUAGACAGAACAGGACCUGAUGACAUGGAAAUUUUAUCUGAUGAAAGCAAAGAGAGUGAAAACGAUGAGGUUUUUUUCAGGCAUUCUCAGCUGACUUCAAGUAUGAAGAUUCAAGAACAUCCAAGCAUGCCUGAAAACAAGUUGCAAAGAAAUCAAGAUGCUGAUGAUCAGGAAAACAGCUUUGUAUCUGAAGUGCCUCGGCUGGAUUUAACAUCACUGUGUGAUGACAACAACUGGGAAGAGCCCAUCCCUGCUCUCUCCUCAUGGCAGCGAGACGGCUUAGACUCAGAUGAGGCUCGCCUUUCCCCGCAGGCUGGGCGCUUGAUUCGCCAGCUUCUGGAUGAGGACAGUGAUCCCAUGCUGUCCCCUCGCUUCUAUGCCUAUGGACAGAGCCAGCAGUACCUGGAUGAUACAGAAGUGCCUCCUUCUCCUCCCAAUUCUCAUUCCUUCAUGAGGAGACGGAGUUCGUCUUUAGGAUCUUAUGAAGAUGACAGAGAAGACCUUACCCCUGCGCAGCUCACGCGGAGGAUUCAGGGGCUGAAGAAAAAGAUCAGGAGAUUUGAGGACAAAUUUGAAGAGGAGAGGAAAUACAGACCUUCUCACAGUGACAAAGCAGCCAACCCUGAAGUUCUCAAAUGGACAAAUGAUUUGGCUAAAUUCCGAAAGCAACUUAAAGAGUCAAAACUGAAGAUCUCAGAGGAAGACCUUGGCCCUGUUGUGCGUCAGCGCAGCAACACGCUCCCCAAGAGCUUCGGCUCUCAGCUGGAGAAGGAGGAGGACAAGAAGCAAGACCUGUCAGAUAAAUCUGCCAAGCCUGCCGUGGAAGUGACCCUUGAGUCCAUCCAGAAGAAGCUCCAAGAGAAACGAGCAGAGACAAAUCGACCUGAAGACAUUAAGGACAUGACACGAGAUCAGAUAGCAGCUGAAAAAGUGGCUCUUCAGAAGGCUUUGCUGUGUUAUGAAGGCAUUCAUGGCAGACCGGUUACCAAAAAUGAGCGGCAGGUGAUGAAGCCGUUGUAUGACAGGUAUCGCUUGGUCAAACAGAUCCUCUCCAGAGCCAACACCAUCCCUAUUAUUGGUUCCCCCUCCAGCAAGCGGAGAAGCCCUUUGCUGCAGCCAAUUAUCGAGGGCGAAACAGCUUCCUUCUUCAAGGAGAUAAAGGAAGAAGAGGAGGGGUCUGAGGAGGACAGCAAUGUGAAGCCGGAUCUCACAAUUACCUUAAAAACAGAUGUCAGUGUGCGCAGCUUCUUGGAUCAACUAGAAGAUGAUGCUGACGGCUUUGUUUCCCCGGUGGAUGAUAAGAUGCCAUCUAGGAGCAGUCAGGAUAUGGGGCUUUCAAAUCUCCAUGAAGCAUCCAUCCCUGAACUGUUAGAGCAGCUCCAAGAAGUCAGGGAAGAGAAAAAACGAAUCAGAAAAAAAUUGAGAGACUUUGAAGAUAACUUUUUCCGACAAAACGGAAGGAAUGUGCAGAAAGAAGACCGCACUCCCAUGGCUGAAGAGUACAGUGAAUACAAGCAGGUUAAGGCCAAGCUGAGGCUGCUGGAAGUCCUGAUCAGUAAGAGAGAUAUUAGCUCCAAGAUCAUGUAAAGGAGGAGAUUGUUUUUGCCAAUAAACAACGAGGAGAGAGCACCAAACGGACAAAUGCAUGAAGUGGAUGCAGCAGGAGCCUGACUGGAAGAGCUGAGGAGCUCCCUGGGAACUGAAGGGUCAUUCCCAGAGGUGGGAGCGGGAAGAAAGGUGGAUUUCUGUAACUCUCUACAUUUGCUGUUGCCCACUGUUUCUCCAGGCCUGAUGCCCAAAAUGGAGUUUGCCAGUGUAGGAGACACAACACUGCGCUCAGUGACUGCACUGAAGGGAUCCUUCUGUAUUGAUUUGCUUACAGAUCCUGUAAAAUUUAGAAUAUCAAAGCCAGCCAUGCUGUUCUUUUUUCCCAGGAUAUUAUAGCAAGAGGCAAUCUUACUUACUUCAAUCUUGAGUAAUGAAAUCAUCAAAUAGCUUCUAUUUGAGUUGAACAGACAAGUGCCCUGACCAAUAUCAUGUUAGGACACAGGUCAGGCAGCACCAAGACUGUUCUCUUGUAGCUACAGUAAAGAUUUGCUCAGACUUUUGACCUGUUUGGAGUCCAGCAUCUUCUGUUGCUCUAGAGAAAUGCUGUAAUAAUCUCCUGGUCAUCAGGCAGAGCUGGUGUGAGUUGCAGUUUUAUCCAGGCUUGAGUUUUCUUCCCAUGUUUUUGAUGGCCAAUUCAACCGAAGUAAAGGAAGUACUUGCAUGUUUGGGAUAGUAAUGAAAAUGAGCCAUGCAGCCAGGUUCUUACCAGCUUGUUCUGCUUGGAGGGUGAUACGGAGACCUUCUGACCACAUUUGGGCAACAGGGAAGAGAAGAGGUUUUAAAUGCUUUAAGUGAGAAUCACUUGGAAUUUUGGUGGUUGGUUAAAUAUCUGGUGUCAAAUAUGUGGUGGAUAUCUGGAAGACCCACCCCAUUAGUACGUGUGCUUCAUCAUGAUACAAACACCUGAACCCAAGCUGAAGAGUCCACAGAGGUGUCCCACAAACUCACUCACCUAAAUUUUCUUCUUUUGUGCACAUCACCCCUGUGUGGGCUGCAGCAGCAAUGCUGAUGGUGGCAGCAGAGGAUGGGCUUUUCUUCCCAGUGUAGGAAGUACAGAGAAUACCACAGGGAACUGAGAGCACAGAGCUGUGCUCUGCCUGUGGAAAGGGCACCUGUCUAGAGUACAAGCUUUGACAAUUUAUUGUUUCCAAAUUUGUGACGUUCAGAAAUGAAAGUCCUGGGACACCUGAUUCAGAUGUGUCUUGGUUUGAAAGACUGGUGUCUGCCAAGAAAGGAAGGAACCUCACUUGGAAUGGAAAAUGUAAACCCCCUCCCUCUGAAUUACUAUAAUUUUUGAAAUUAAGGGGCUCUCAGGCCAAGAUAUGAGGAUAGGAAUGACAGUUCUUUACUAGUGUGUAUAAUAAAGCAGACAAACAACGACACCGCAGCACUAACCCCAAGCAGAGCCCAAAGCCAGUCCCAGCCCCUCUGGGCCGCAGGCGCUGUGCCUUGGGGUGCAGUUCCAGGCGCGGCCAGCAGGGGCGCUGCUGGCUCCCGGCCGGGCGGCAGGGCGGUGACUCCCCCGCGCCUGCAGGGGGCGCUGUGCGCGGGCUCAGGGAGCGCCGUGAUGGCGGCUGGGCCCAGACGGGAAGGGAGGGAGGGAGAGAGGCUCUGCUCCACAAACCCUGGGGCAGCCGAUCCCAUGCCCCAGCAGGACUCCCAUAAAAAAGAGUAAAACAGUCCUGGGGUGGUAGAGGAGAUGUAUCAGAAGCUGUUCCGGAGCUGUGGCUGGAACCGCGGGAUGCCUGAGCAGGCAGGGCGUGAGGGGCCACAGUGCAGGACAGCUCGGAGCAGUGCCAAAGAGGCAGUGAGGAUGGGACAGAGGUGGCACAGCUCCCAGCAGGGCGGAGAGGGGCGAGCUCAGGAUCCCGGGCACCCGAGCAGAUGGGGACAGGUCCCUCUCUCAGUGAGGUGGGUGUUCAUAAGGUCUCAGUUCAGUGGCUGCUCUCAUGAGCAGAGGCUCACCCAGAAAGGAAGAAGCAGCUCUGGGCUGGGCUCUGACAGUGGCAGUGAAUUCUCCCCCCAGUAAGCAACAGCUCGACUGGCCUCUGAUGCUGAGAGGGAGAGAGUGGGACCAGCCACUGCCCCCACCCCUUUACUGCCCAAUUCUCAGGGUAUCUCUACCCCUAGGAGCGAAACCCCCCCAAGAUGAGAGAAGUGCUACCAGAUACCUGAGCUUGGCUGCUUACUUGUUUUUCUUAAGUACCCAUAAGUACCCAGUAGUUAAUGUUUCUUUGCAAUUUAUGGGAAAAAUUCUGUAGGUAAGAAGGAACAAAAGAAAAUGAACCUAACCCCCAACAAGGUGUUCAUAUCAAACAGGUGCUGCCUGAAGGAGAAAAAGGCCCCAAGUUCAGGGACACCAAGUCACUGACAGCUCACAAUUCCACCAUCCUGAGACACCUGGGCUCACUCCAGAGGCUUAUGUGCACUCCAUGGUCUACCCUGUGCCAGGCUCCACCCUGAUACCAAGGGAGGGCACUUCUGUAAUGCUUUCUUCAGCUCCCCAGGGGAUCACUGCCCAUGUACGGAAACCAAAUAAGCAAGAUGAAAUCCAGUGUUGGUUGUAGCCAGGCCUCAUGCAUGUCACACCAGAGGAGCCAAAAGGACUCCCAGAACAACUUCUCCCCCUUCCUUCUUUAUUAAGGGCUAGUGGGUUCACAAAUAGUCGUAUUUAGUUUGUGGUACUUACGUAAGGGUACUUCAUCCCUUUUCACUUGCUAUGUGUGCUGUGUGUGUUCUUGCCAAAAUUGCUUCUAUUUUGGUGUCUUCAGGAUCCCUUGAACUCUUCCAAAGGUGGUCAUGGGCUGCAUGUGCCCUUUGCUGGUCAGGGUGGGUGUCCUGGUUAGGGCAAAUUGCCCCAACUGGUUAGGGAAAAGAUGUCCUUGGAGAAAUGUGGAAAAAACCUGUUUAUUUAAAAAGCAAAGCACCAACAAACAUAAAAAAUGAACAAUACCAAACAAUAAAACCUCUUGUUGUUCUGAAGUGAUGGCAGAUUCAGAAGGUUCUUUUUGUGGGGUGUAGCUCAGCUCACUGCGUGUCUCUCAGUCCCUCUGGCGCUGGAAUGCAGUGUCCCAGCCCCGGUGUGCCACAGGCGUGAACUCCCAGUGUUCUUCUGCGAUGUUGGUCCAAAGCAGUUGUGAACAGUUCCAAGAAAAGGAAAAGCCACAGUCCAGGGAACUUCUCUGCCUCAGCCAGCUAAAAACUAACUAAAAAUUAAAAGAGAGCUCUGUCCCCCUGUCCAUUCUGCAGACGACACAGUCCAGGAGCGGGAUGCGGGGCAGCCAGUGCAGCUUCUGAUAACAAACUGUGCUUAUCCUGCCGCCCCCUUCGCUCUUGGAACCAGCCUUAAAGGUGUAGAACUUAAUCCCCAGCAUAUACAGAACAGAUGAUUGGGGAUACAAGCACACCAGGACAUUGGGUAAGGCAGAGAUGUGUUAGUGAAAGCACUUGGGGAUGGGGACUGACAGCUUGGUUUGGUUUUUUUAUUAAUUGCAGAAUUGCCUGUUCCAUAUAAAACCAGCAAAGACUGAAUUUUAUAUUUCCAAACAGGCCAGAGGACUUGCGUGCUGACCUGGGGCUUGGCUUUUCAGAGGUGCUGACUUCCCAUCUCCUGAGAUGGGAUCUCCUCGGAUUCUGGGGGAGGGGGUGUUAACUGGGCUGACAGACAGGAACAAAAAGUGCUUUGAAGGGAAACCCCCAGGGCAGCUGAUCCCAGUGUCCCAGCAGGACUCUCAGAAGCAGCAAGCUGGGACAGCAGGAAUAAAAAUCCCGGGUGGUAGAGGAGAUGUAUCAGAAGCUGUUCCAGAGCUGUGGCUGGAACUGCAGGAUGCCUGGGGCAGGCAGGGGGUGAGGGGCCACAGUGCAGGACAGCUCAGAGCAGUGCCAAAGAGGCAGCAGGGGUGGGACAGAGGUGGCACAGCUCCCAGCAGGGCGGAGAGGGGCAAGCUCAGGAUCCCGGGCACCCGAGCAGAUGGGGACAGGUCCCUCUCUCAGUGAGGUGGGUGUUCAUAAGGUCUCAGUUCAGUGGCUGCUCUCACAAGCAGAGGCUCACCCCACGGCAGAAGAAGCAGCUCUAAGCUGGGCUCCAGCAGCAGCAGCAAAUUCCCUUCCCCAAGCAGCAGCUCCAACCAUCCUCCUCUAAAGCCAAAAGAGAGAGCUAGCCAGCAGCUGCCCCAGCCCCACCCUUUACCUUCUGAAUUCUUGAGGUAUCUCUCUCCUUUAGGAGAGAAACUCCCAGAUAAGAGAAAUGCAACCAGAUGUCCUCCUCCCCUGAGCUUGGCCACGUCUUUUUUUUCGGAAGUACCCAGUCGUUAAUGAUUCCUAGCAACUUAAGGGAAAAAAUUCUGUAAGUAAAAAGGAACAAAAGGAAAGAAACCUAACCCCCAACGCUGUCCUUCGAAAUCUGUGUCACUGAGUGGGCCAGUUAAGUCCUACAGAGACCUCUGAGGCAGCUGAGGCUAGCACGCUCUAGAAUGUAUUUUUCAGCUUGGCUGCCACAAGCACAAGAAUUUCUUCAGUCUUUUUCUGCCAGUUCUGUAUGGCCUUGGAGACAUCAGACCAGAGCUCCCUGUGGUGAGGUUCAGCAUUCUCACAGUGCUCCCUCACCUCUUUUUGUUUUCCCUUUGUGCCGUGCUGGAGCUCAAAUUUGUAAAAGAAGGCCCAGGCAUCCCCCAGGUCAGAGUCAAUCUUCACUGUGCGGUGGAAUCACUCUCUGGCCUUGGCUAUUUUAUGCUCACUCCAGAACAGCUUGGCCACAGCCAGUAGGACACAUGGGGCAUGUUCACACUUCUUGAGAGCAUCCACACUCUUGGUCUUCCAUUGCGGUCAUGCUUCAAGGAAAAUUGCUUCUGACCACAGGAUUCCUGAAUUGGGGCACUCUUGCAGUGCCUUGGCCAUCAGACUGUUAGCAAUGUUCUUCAGCCCAGCUUGGUACUCCAAGCAUACAGACUCCAACCAGAGGUCUGGAUUCUUUGGAUUCUUCAGGCGAGACUUUUCUAAGACAGCUCUUGCUCUAGUCAGCUGCACGACUUUCUCCUCCAGCCUGGACAGCAAAAGCCACAAGGGUAUGAAGUGGGGGCACUUCUUCAACCCUUGAUUAUAAACCUCCCGUGCUUUCUCUACCAGCUUUGUGUUUUUCAAUUUGUCCUUUCAUCAUCCACAGCUUGGGGAAGCCCUCAUAGUGCUUCAGGGCUUCCUCACAGAGCUCCUGGGCUGCAGCAGUAUUCCCAAGCACCCAUUCCAACUCCACAGACUUCAUGAACACCCUUGCUCUGAGGGCACUGCUGCGAGCCUUUGCCAGCAGCCUCUUUGCUCUUUCAUACUCACUGUUCUCGACUCGAGCUUCACAGCAGCCAGCCAGAUCUCGCUGUUGGGCUUGGCCUGGAAAGCCAGGGCCAAGAUGCUUCCGGCUGCCGGCACAUCUCCCGCCAGCCACUUGGAUUUGGCUCCCAUGAGCCACAGCACCUCUGCAUAUACACUAGAUACAAGAGCAGCUAGACCUUACACCAUAAUACAGGUCACACAGUAAUGUGCACACAUUUCAUUGUAUAUAAGAGUAUAUGUGCAUAUUCCUGUGUCUACAUAUGAUCCAUCCACCUAAACAAAUAAAUAUGUGCAAUAUAUGUGUCUAACCAGACAUGCAUUGAUGGAAUGACUGAGGGCUGGUCUCAAGUCCAAGCUCUUCCUUGGAGGACUUCCCUUUGUCUGAGACAGGACAGGGGGAGAGGCAGUGCUGGUGCCUGGAGCAGCCUCUCCUUUGCUCCCCAAAAUGGACAGGCAGCCACUCCAUCAGAAUUAAACAUCAAAUUUAUUGCAUAAUACUGUACUAUGUACACACACAUCGAAAAUAAACAUUUGAUAUAAUUGUAUAUUUGUCUUCAAUGCUGCAUUAGAAAGAGGCUGGGGAGCUCUCAAUGUAGCCCACAGCUCGUCUUUUAAAAAAAAAGAAAAAUCCAGAAGCCUAAAACCUUUUGUUACGAGGUGCAAAGUUCAAUACUGUAAAUUGAACAUGGUGCAUAAAUACUAUGUCCUAAUACCAAGUCAAUGUCAAAACCACCCUAGGCUUAAAAUGAGAUUUACAUCAAGAUCUGAAAAAUGGCAGGGGGGAAGGGAGAAUAAUCAUUCAAACUUCACUGAAUGGGACAGUGAGACUGAGGAAAAGACAACAAAAGCUCUCCAAUCAUACAGGAUAGAUUUAGGUAGAGAUUUUUCUACAUUUUCAGUCUAAUUAACAGAGAUUGUCUUUCAGGCCCCCGGCAAACAGUUGCCAACUGAGAGGGCUGUUCUCAAACAGCAAAGUAAUAAACCUAACUGCAAAGAUCAAACCAAUCUCCAGACAUGGGGCUAUGACUCAAAUGGGGAUCUUCUUUCUUUGACCUGACAAGACUGGAGAGAUUGCACACACCUCCCACACCCACACGCCCUGCACUCGCACAUCCACACACACAGCUCCUCUGGACAAAGGUGGCAGCAGUAAAAGCAGCCACCUCACCUUGUAUUGGAGUAGCAGGGCUGUUGGGAUGGAAAAAGAGGGCAGCCCACGCAGCCAGACUGCAGACUUGCCAGGACAGUAACACAACACAAGGGAGGCAUUCAGAGAAACCUGCUGUGAUAGGCAGGGUUUGUGCUUCCACAAGCCUGAACACAAACCCCACUCCAGAAGGAUUCUGAGGCUUCUUUGAGAAGCUUGAAAACAAAAUUCAAGACAAGUGAAAAAAAACAAACUAACCUCUGUAAACUACCGUAUUUUCCAUGAGACAUCCUGGUGCAAAAAGGAUCAUCACUAAAGCACUGCUCUGGGGUCACAAAUGACAUCCCAGCCCAAUACCAUCCUCCAAGGACUGAAGGGCAGAGGAGACAGUUCCAUUCAAAGCAAGCAAGAACCAGCUUGCAUUUAAAAAGGGAGGAAAAAAGGGUGGGGAGGAAAAUCACAGCUUUUCAAAGAAGAGAUAGCUAUUUCAUCCUGUUUCCACCAUACCCUAAAUGCAAGGGACAUCAAAAUAUUUGAACUGAACUAAAAAAAGAGGUAAGAGUGUGUGUGCAUGGGGGCAACAAAAGCAAACUACAAGGAAUUGCCAGGAGGGCAGUGAUGUCAAGUUGGAGGGGAAACAACAGAAAUGCCCACUGAACUGGUUUUGUCCAGUAGAUGAAAAAAUUCAAAGCAAGAGCCUCUCCCUGCUGAAGCCCCACAAAAUGCUGGCAGCAUCAGGCUGAGACUGCAUUAUCUGUAUUAUUAUUAUUAUUAUUAUUUCUAUUUACCCACACC